Malaclemys terrapin pileata is the source of this 789-nucleotide messenger RNA. It is a transcript of the gene PSMB3, whose product is annotated as proteasome 20S subunit beta 3. Gene Ontology annotation, biological process: proteasome-mediated ubiquitin-dependent protein catabolic process. Gene Ontology annotation, cellular component: proteasome core complex; proteasome core complex, beta-subunit complex. The transcript has 6 exons. The coding region runs from base 99 to 716 and encodes 205 amino acids. NCBI's taxonomy places the organism in Eukaryota, Metazoa, Chordata, Testudines, Emydidae. The record is from RefSeq and is a predicted model, not a curated record.
GAGCGGUAGCGGGUUCGGGUGCGCAGCGCGGCAGCCAGGAAGGAGCCGGCGGUGGGGGAGAAUCGUUGCUGGUGGUGGUGGUCUCGUCAACCGGCGCCAUGUCUAUUAUGUCCUAUAAUGGAGGGGCUGUAAUGGCCAUGAAGGGGAAAAACUGUGUGGCCAUUGCAUCGGACAGACGGUUUGGAAUUCAGGCUCAGAUGGUGACCACAGACUUUCAGAAGAUUUUCCCUAUGGGAGAUAGACUAUAUAUCGGCCUGGCUGGGCUUGCCACAGAUGUGCAGACAGUUGCCCAGCGGCUGAAGUUCAGGCUGAAUCUCUAUGAACUGAAGGAAGGCAGACAGAUCAAGCCCCAAACUCUCAUGAGUAUGGUGGCCAACCUACUCUAUGAGAAACGGUUUGGACCCUAUUACACAGAGCCAGUUAUUGCUGGACUGGACCCCGUAACUUAUGAACCUUUCAUCUGCUCUCUGGACCUGAUCGGUUGUCCCAUGAUAACAGAUGACUUUGUUGUCAGUGGCACCUGCUCAGAGCAGAUGUAUGGCAUGUGUGAGUCUCUCUGGGAGCCUGACAUGGAGCCAGACCACCUCUUUGAAACUAUCUCGCAGGCUAUGCUGAAUGCAGUGGACAGAGAUGCGGUGUCUGGCAUGGGUGUGGUAGUGCAUAUCAUUGAAAAAGACAAGAUCACCACCAGGACACUGAAAGCACGCAUGGACUAGCCUCCGAAGUUUGUGCUUGUUUCACAUGCCAGGCUGUUUUGAAUUUUUUAAAUAAACUCUCUCCAUUAUUGUA